GCGCUACACCCGGCGGCGACCCGGCCGCCAUCAUGGGCAUCCAGGGCCUGACGGGCUUCGUGGAGGAGCGCGGGGCGUUCUUUACCGAGCUGCGGGUGCGGGACACCAAGCUGGUCAUCGACGGGAGCAGCCUCUACCACCGCCUGUGCUUCGCCUCCGCCGUCGAUUUCCGCCGCGGCGGCGAUUACGGCGCCUUCGCGGCGACCGUGCGGGAUUUUUUCGCCAGCCUGCGGGCCUGCCGCGUCGCCCCCUUCGUGGUGCUGGACGGCGGGCGCGGCCCCGAGGACAGGAAGCUGCCGACGCUGCGUGGCCGCGCCGCCGAGCGGCUGCGGGCGGCGCAGGGGCUCUCCCGCGGGGAGGGCGGCUGCCUGGUGCCGCUGCUGACCCGCGAGGCCUUCCUGCAGGCGCUGGGCCGCCUCGGCGUGCCCUUCGUGCAGUGCCUCGCCGAGGCCGACCGGGAGAUCGCCGGCCUGGCCAACCGCUGGGGCUGCCCCGUCCUCUCCCUCGACAGCGACUUCUGCGUCUUCGACCUGGCGGGCGGCUACUGCCCGCUGAGCCACUUCCAGUGGCAGAGCCUGGCCGCGGGAGAGGGGCCGCGGGGCUGCUACGUCCCCGCUCGCUGCUUCGCCGUGGAGAAGUUCUGCAGGCACUUCGGUCACCUGAACAAAAGCCUGCUCCCGCUCUUCGCCGUCCUGAACGGGAACGACUACGUUGAGGCGGCAGCUCUGGAGGUGUUCUUCUGCAAGGCGGCGAGGCGGGGGAGGCACGGCCGGCUGCAGGGGCUCCUGACGUGGCUGGCGCAGUUCGCCGAGCCCGGCGAGGCUCUCGACAACGUGCUGAAAUACCUUAAGAAACACCAGAGGGAAGAAAUGAGGGAGCUUCUCUGCACCGCAAUGGAGGAUUAUAUUCCGUCCGACGUGAAUCUGGAGGACUUUUUUCAGAAGGGAAGGUACGAGUGUGAGGCAGCCAGGGCACUGGGCUUGCCGCGGUGGGUGCUUGAUGCUUUGGCAAGAGGUAAGCUGGCCCCAUUCCUCAGCGAUGCCCUGGUACUGAGAAGUACCUUCCUCCACGUUCAGGUGGAGAACAUGCAGAGACCUAGCGCACACAGCCCAGCCUUGCCCAUCCGGCAAGUUAUCUACGGACUGCUUCUGAAAGUGUCCCACAGUACCGAAGCUGCUUCUCCAAGUAAGCAGACCAACGAGCUGCCAGUUGUAUGUGAAUUUGACAGACUCCAAAAGACACUUAAAAAAACAUUUGUUCAAGGAGCGAGCCUACCCACAGAUUUUUGUGAUGAUCAUUUUUCUUUGGACAAGUUAACGGAGGUACCCAUGUCGUGCCGUCUGAUGCUUUUGAUGGAGACUCUAGGAGUGAAAAUGAGUUUCCUAGAAUCUAUCCCUAGUCACUUACAACUCCCUGUUGCUGUAACGUGUUACUGGAUACAUUGUUCAGAACCAAAAGUCAAGUUGCAUCAGUUAAAGGCUUUACUUCUAACAAUAGUAUCUGGAGAACUGCACAGCAUAACAAAUGAUUCAGAUCCCACACCUGUCCCUGCCGAAGAUAACAGUAUUGCAUAUAACAACUUUCUAAAAUGGAAGGAAAAGAAAUUGCAAAAUGAAGACUUUGACUUGGAUGCUGCACACAGUUUUUGCCAGUGGCAGUGCUGUCUUCAGAUGGGAUUGUAUCUCAACCAGCUACUUGGCACUCCUCUCUCUGAGCCAGACCUAAGUAGGCUUUAUAAUGGGACCCUUGUCCACAGACUGUAUCAAGAGCUUAAAUCAACACCUUCAGUGGAAAAUUUGUUUAGUUCAUCUCCAAAAAUGACUCUGCUUUAUCAGGUCUUGUUAAAUACAGUGGAGUCAACUGUAUCCCCAGACUUUUUUCAGAAGAUGAGCAAGACCAAAUCUGAGUCCUGCAAAAAGAAGAAAGCAUCUAAUAAGAAAAAAAAGGCCAUCAGGUCUGCUAUACCAGAAACUCGACACUUAUGUGACGUUAAUAGGUUUGCAUCACUUGGAAUGGAUGACUGAAAGAAUUAUUCCCGAAGUAACUUUUAAUGCCAUGCAGAUGGAAUAAAUUGUAUUAAAAUAUGCGACUAUUGGAAUUUGCUCAGCUAUUUUCAUACAAGUUCCUGAUCCAAUGUUUACCAACAAUUCUUGCUUCAGGGAUUUUUAUUUACUUUUUUGUAACUAACACUUAUAAAAGAGGUGCUGUAUAAAA
Phalacrocorax carbo (great cormorant) is the source of this 2214-nucleotide messenger RNA. The record is from RefSeq and is a predicted model, not a curated record. Lineage: Eukaryota; Metazoa; Chordata; Aves; Suliformes; Phalacrocoracidae.